UCUGCCAUGACACCUUCCGGUGGGCGGGGAUGUGUGUGAGCAAAUUGGCCGACUGAGAACCAUGGAGUCUGAGGAAAUCUACAAGAAGCCGGAGGUCAAGAUGCAGGCAGCAGCCUUCAAAAACAAGAAACAGAGGGGUCCAGCCGAUAAGGAAGGUGCAGAUAACCCUGACUAUGAGAAUAUCACCUUGACCUUCAGAAACCAGGACCAGCGGAAGGGCAGCCAUUCACCACCCAAGAGUCAGGGCAAGCAGUCAUCUGCCGGUGCACAUCGCACAGCCUUGGGAGGGGACCAUGUCCCAACCCUGUCUAGGCCACCCUCAGACUAUGCCCAGGUCCCCCGUUGUCUGCAAAGAGCCCUCGUGACCCUCCACAUCCUCCUCACCCUGUCCUGCAUCAUUCUCGUGGCCUUGGUCCUGGCAAAGAAUUCUGAGAUGUCCCAGGAGCUGCUGGUCUUGAAAAGGGAGCUCUGGAAUGUCUCCAUCUCGGUGCGAGAAUAUCAGGAGGAGCAGAAUCGGGGCUGGAGCUCUGCCCAGCGGCUCAUCAUGGAGGCCAAGCAGGACAUUGACGCGGUCAAGAGAAAUGUCCAGUCCGGGAACAACGCAGUGAAGACACUACCAGCAGACAUGAACCAAAUCAAGAAUAAGUUACAGGAAAUCUCCAAGGCACUGGAGACGAAGCCACAGUCAUAGACCUCAACAAAUGAGAAGACAUCGAAGACCUGGCUGCACCUCCCGAUGAAGCUGGCCACAUGUGUGUAUCGUGGCGUGUUGUGAGCAUAAUGCAUGACACAGUGGGUGGCUGUGUCAGCAAGGACCCCAAGAGUGUGUCAGUGUGAGUGCGGGGGUUGGCAACACGGGUAGCACCGUAAACACAUGUGAGUGUCCUAUGGUAUGUUGUGUAUAAAUGCAUCAUGGCAGAGCUGUGUGUGGGGCACCCCGUGUGUCACUGUAAUUGUGGGCGUUGCAGUGUGUGCCCUGUCACUACCUAUGUUGGUGUGAGCAGCUGUGUGCCAAUGCGAGUGUGACUAAUUAUGUCACUGAGGGAGUUCAGAGCGUGCACCCAUGUAUGUCCCUUUGUUUCUGCACUCACGGUUUGUGAUUUGUGAAGAUAAAGGCCGAUGCAAAAGAA
Ailuropoda melanoleuca (giant panda) is the source of this 1130-nucleotide messenger RNA. It is a transcript of the gene MCEMP1, whose product is annotated as mast cell expressed membrane protein 1. Bases 62 to 691 code for a protein of 209 amino acids. The transcript has 7 exons. The record is from RefSeq and is a predicted model, not a curated record. NCBI's taxonomy places the organism in Eukaryota, Metazoa, Chordata, Mammalia, Carnivora, Ursidae.